Messenger RNA from Caenorhabditis remanei, 1158 nucleotides. RefSeq lists its product as uncharacterized. The transcript is spliced from 2 exons. The coding region runs from base 1 to 1158 and encodes 385 amino acids. The record is from RefSeq and is a predicted model, not a curated record. Lineage: Eukaryota; Metazoa; Nematoda; Chromadorea; Rhabditida; Rhabditidae.
AUGUUAUUCUCAGGUACUACAUCUGGAUCAUCAUACAAUUCAAACUCAGUUCAACGCGACUCAACUGGUAGCUCUUCAAGCAAUCAACCAGGAUAUCUUCCCGAUUAUCAAGGCGAUCGAUACACUGACCCACAACGAAUUGCCGAAACUCAAGCAUUGAACAAGGCAUUCUUCGAUUCGAUUGGAGGUGCUCCAUCACCUCCACCAGAGACUCCAGCUCAACAAGGAAUGAAUGGAUCAUCUGGAUCAACAACAUCUCCAACCGGUCAGUAUAAUCAACAGCAAUACAACAAUCAACAAUACAAUCCACAACAACAACAACAACAGCAAUACGGUAGUACCACUUCUUACUCAUCAAAUGGUCAAGCUAUGUAUCAAACUGGCUCAACCAAUUAUCCAACUCUCUAUCAACCAUCCGCUUCUUCCCCACAAUACAGUAACGGUUCCACUUCGACCACAUAUUCUCCAACCUCAACUUAUGGAUAUUCGAACCAAUACUACAAUCCAUCAUCCACGUCGACUUCAACCGUAUACAGAAACCCAUCAACUUCAUAUGGAAACACUCAACAACAACAAGGAAACCAGAACUUUGUUGCAUAUGACACAACCAAUCAGAACUCUCCGUAUUAUUAUCAAAGAGUUCCAUCAACUGCUCAAUAUAAUUCCGUUCUGGGAGUAAAUGCUGGAUUCCCUCAAAACUCGAAUCAAGUAUUGAGAGAUCAAUCAAAUCAAGGAAUGUACAACACUCAAACAACUCAAGGAUAUGGUAACCAAGAAUAUCAGAACCAGAUGAUGUACAACAAUCCACAAAAUACCCAAACGAGUACUUUCAUGUAUGCGAGCAGCACUCAACAACAGCCCCAACAGUACAACAACAAUCAACAACAACAGUACGGUAACAACCAACAACAACAAUACAACACUAAUCAACAAAUGGGAUCAACUGGAUACAAUAAUCAACUCAUGUACAAUCCAAGUUCUCAACAACAGUACGGAAGCAGUACUCCAUCACCUCAAUAUUCAGCUGACUCAAUCUCUUGUUGUUCCCAAGUCAGCUCAACCUGUUGUUAUCAAACUCAACAAGGAGGAUAUAGUGCUCAGCAACCAUCAAAUAAUGCUCAAUAUUCUCCAUCUGUUUAUCAGUAUGGACGAAAAUAA